Messenger RNA from Papaver somniferum (opium poppy), 618 nucleotides. RefSeq lists its product as uncharacterized. NCBI's taxonomy places the organism in Eukaryota, Viridiplantae, Streptophyta, Magnoliopsida, Ranunculales, Papaveraceae. The coding region runs from base 1 to 618 and encodes 205 amino acids. The transcript has a single exon. The record is from RefSeq and is a predicted model, not a curated record.
AUGAGUCCAUUUCAUGCCUUGUAUGGCUAUGUACCUCCUCACCUAGAUUUUCCCUCCACUUCCAUUACUUCUGUUGGAGCUGUAGAAGAGUAUAUGAAAUCCAGAGAUGCAGUUCUGGACAUUUUGAAGCAUUCUCUACACCAAUCCCAGGAGAGGAUGAAAUUUUUUACAGAUCUCAAAAGGACUGAAAGACAAUUUGAUGUGGAGGAUAAUGUCUACCUCAAACUUGAGCCUUAUAGGCAAUCUUCUGUCUCCUUGAGAAUAAACCUCAAACUUGCUGCUAAGUACUAUGGACCUUACAGUGUCUUGCAGAAGAUUGGGUUAGCAUCUUAUAAACCGCAACUGCCUGCUGAAGCCAGAAUACACCCAGUCUUUCAUGUUUCCCAGCUGAAGAAACAGACAGGUGUAAGUCACACUCAUUCCCCUACUCUGCCUACCUUAGAAACUGAGGGCCAAAUCUUGGUCAUACCUGCAGCUGUGUUGGACUCAAGAACUAUCACCAGGAAUGGGAGUGAUGUACCUCAACUACUUCUUCAAUGGACAAAUGCUUCAACCGAGGAUGCUACUUGGGAGGAUACCAGCUACAUCAACCAUCAUUUUCGCAGCUUCAAUCCUUGA